AUAAGGACUGUGGGAUACUGCGGAUACUGCAUGGCAUAAAAACUGAGACUAUUUUAGUUAUUGAACUUGUGAGAAAAAGUAGAAAUCCUCCCUCAUUUGUUUUCAAGUUGGAAAAAAUGAAUACAGAAAGACCUUUCCAGCAAUAUUUUAGCCCCUACGCUUUUAACGGAGGGACUGUUCUUGCGAUUGCUGGAGAGGAUUUUUCUGUCAUAGCAUCAGACACUCGGUUAAGUCAGGGCUUUUCCAUCCACACCAGGGAUAGUCCAAAGACCUACAAACUUACCAAUUCAACUGUUCUUGGCUGUGCUGGAUUUCAUGGGGAUUGCCUUACACUGACCAAACUUAUUACAGCAAGACUUCAGAUGUAUGAACAUGAACAUGGAAGUAAAAUGAGUUGUCCAGCCAUUGCUCAGAUGUUAUCAACUGUUUUGUACUACCGCCGCUUCUUCCCUUAUUAUACAUACAACAUUCUGGCAGGAUUGGACAGUGAAGGUAAAGGAUGCGUUUUUAGUUUUGAUCCAGUGGGUUCUUAUGAAAGAGAGACUUACAGAGCUGGGGGGUCUGCUUCAGCCCUUCUGCAGCCAUUACUUGACAAUCAGAUUGGUUUCAAAAACCAGCAAGAAGUAACUGAAGUUCCACUGACCAAAGAGAAAGCAGUUUUUCUGGUAAAGGAUGUAUUUACUGCUGCUGCUGAGAGAGAUAUCUACACUGGAGAUGCAGUAGUUAUCAGUGUUAUCACUAAAGAUGGCGUCACACAAGAAGCCUUCCCACUCAGAAGAGAUUAAUAAUUGUUGUAGUUAACAAUUUUGUGUGCGUGUCAGCCUGUUUCUAAAAGUGCACCGUAGAUCAAAGGAUUUUAUCCUUUUCUUCUCUCUAUAUUGUUAGUCUGUAUCAAAAAGCGUUUGAUUAAAUGCACCGGUAGAUGCU
This is a messenger RNA of Stylophora pistillata, 927 nucleotides long. RefSeq names its product proteasome subunit beta type-1-B. The record is from RefSeq and is a predicted model, not a curated record. Gene Ontology annotation, cellular component: nucleus; proteasome core complex; cytoplasm. Lineage: Eukaryota; Metazoa; Cnidaria; Anthozoa; Scleractinia; Pocilloporidae.